Molecule: messenger RNA, 732 nt
Organism: Alosa sapidissima (American shad)
Lineage: Eukaryota; Metazoa; Chordata; Actinopteri; Clupeiformes; Clupeidae
Product: heme-binding protein 1-like
Exons: 5
Coding region: 133-723 (196 amino acids)
Cellular component (GO): cytoplasm
Source: RefSeq, a predicted model, not a curated record
GUCUGCAUACUGUAUGUGUGGCUACUGAAAGGACAAGCUGAGUCAAGGAUCUGUUCCCGACACCUUCAGUCAGCCUGCCAGACCAGCUGCAACAACAUCAGAAAGCAGGCAGUUCCAGGAACCUGUGUGACGAUGACAUUCCAGGGACUUUUAGCUGUGUGGACUCUCUGUCUGGUUUGUGUGAGAGGCUGGGAUGCUCCAUGGUUCUGUCAUGGGUACGACUGCCCUGAGUUCACAGAUAUUCAUACCAAUGAGGACUUUGAAGAACGCUUCUACAACGCUUCUCAUUGGAUCACCAUAGACGUCGCCAUCCCUAACAAAGAGGAAGUUAAAAAAGCGCUUUGGACACUCUAUUAUUACAGCAAAGGAGAAAAUGAAGAAAAGGCCAAUGUAGACCUGCCAUGGCCUAGGAUUAUCCUGGUGGAGGGGGAUGGCGAUGAGAAACAUGGGUCUGUGUCCUGGCCAGUUCCUCCAGAAACCCAUCUGCCCAAACCUAACGAUGCCACCAUCAAGGAGACGGACAUACCCGCUGGCACAGUUUAUGUCAGGAGCUUUGGUGGGGUGGCAUCUGAAGCUGAUGCCUAUGAUAAUGUAGAUCAGCUGAAGGCUUCUCUUGAGGCUGCAGGGAAGAGUUUCAACCCAGAUAGGUUUGUGGCAGCUGGGUAUGACCCCCUCAUACGACUGUUCAACAGACACAAUGAGGUCUGGCUCUUUGCUGACUAAGAGACGCUG